This is a messenger RNA of Cuscuta campestris, 2074 nucleotides long. The record is from the annotation of a GenBank genome assembly. NCBI's taxonomy places the organism in Eukaryota, Viridiplantae, Streptophyta, Magnoliopsida, Solanales, Convolvulaceae.
CUGGCCCAAAUAGGAAGAUAAUUCGGGGAGCAGCUGAAAUGAAAAUAGGGAAGAAUAUUGAAGAUAGAUCUCAUUUGCGGCGGAAGAGAAAGUUGCCGGCGGCGAGGGUAUGGUCAGUUGUUAAUUGAUCCUCUUAACUGUCAAUUAGUGUGUGGUAUUUUGUUGCUCUGUUUCACGAUGGACGAAUGUCUAGCUAAUGAAACACAAAAGGCCGGAGAAAGUGAAUUUAGGGAGGGAGGAGAAUCUGGAGCUGAUAAUGUAGAAAUCAAUUCGACGGAAAAUGGUAUAUCGAACAAACGGAUGAAGGAGAUGGAAAUGGAUAGGCUCAGUGCCUUGCCGGAUUGCUUGCUCAUUCACAUCCUCUCUUUUCUGGGUUUGAAGAAAGCUGCAAUUACGAGUCUACUCGGGAAAAGAUGGAAAUUCCUUUGGACCGAAUUGUCCACCCUUGAAUUCUCUCUCUGGGAGGAGUGGGAGAGCCGCGAUAAGAUUACCAAGGCAAGACGUGAAUUUGUGGCUAGGGUUCAUAAGACCCUUGCUACUCGCCAUGGGAAGUGUCUGGAGAAGAUGGACAUUAGAUUCCACUACAACGAAUGCUUUGCUUCCGAUGUUGAUAGCUGGCUUGGGGUUGCAUUGAAACUUAAAGUGAAACAUGUCGUUUUGUCCCUAAGCUCCUCGCUGUUCUCCGAACAUGUCUAUACUCUUCCAGAGAAGAUGUAUACAUAUUCGUCCUUGACAUCGUUAUCAUUGCACGGCUGCAUUUUUGAACCUGAAAGAGAAAUCAAGUGGCAGUCAUUUACAUAUUUAGAUAUUUCCAAUGUAUAUUUACCUCAGCCCAUACUCGACAACAUAUUAUCUGGUUGUCCUGUUUUGACCAGAUUGCAUUUGAGUGAAUGUUGGGGAUUCACUUGUUUCGAGAUCCAUUCUCAAAACCUUGGUGAACUAUCUGUUCAUGACUCAUUCCAAGAAAGUUCUGAUGAUGAUUUCUUUAAAAUCUCAGCACCGCAUCUUAAAUCUUUGAAUGUGUCGUCGUUAGAUACUUUAGACACAAAGUUGAAGUUUUCUAACAUCUCAUCUCUUGUUAGUGCUAGUUUUCACUUCUACGAUGUUUGGAAUUCAGGCUCUGAGGACAUGUUGAGUAAUACAAGGGAAAUUUUUGAAAGCAUUCAACAUGUCAAGAAGCUUGAAGUGGGAUGUGAAAUCAUUAAGGCUCUUGUAGCAGUUUUGUCGCGGGGUCAUUGGCAGCUUCCGAAAUCUAUGCGAAGGUGUUUGACCAUAAGCAGCUUUAUCCAUGAUAAAGAAAACAUUUCUGGCAUUUUAGGCCUUCUGGAAUCUUCUCCCAACCUUGAAACAUUGGUCAUAGAACGUUAUGAUCCCCAUGAAAUUGCUGAAGAGAAUUGGGUCAUACCGGGAAGGAGUGAUAUGGGCUGUGACUUGUUGCAUUUGAAGACGGUUAAAUUGUAUAGCAUGGCAGAUCCAAAACUAGGGGGAGAGCCAUUGCUGACGCUGGCACGAAUCCUUCUUGAGAGGGCACCCGCUUUGGAAGAGAUGGUGAUUGGGGUUCGCGUUGAAAACGUGGGUGAUUUUGCCAAGAUAGGUCAGGCCCUUCUCACCUAUCCCAGAGCCUCACCAAAAGCAGUCAUCUCCUUCUUAUCUUAGAUUAUUUACUUCUCUGUUACUCCCUCCCCCGACUGUUAUCAUAUUUCCAAGAACAAGUCUUUGAUGUAUCCAAUGAGUCGGGAUGUGCUUAGUAGAACAAUCAUUUUCCAAGUGCACCAGUGUUAAAGUGUAUGGGGUAUUUAAUUUAGGGAUUAUGCUAUGUGUACCCCAAGAUUUGUACCCCAAUUUGUACCCCGCAGUUUUGCACCAACAUUAUGUGUUGGUGUAAAACUAAUUUUCGUUAAAUGCACCAACAUUUGUGUCCGUGUGAAUUUUUAUUAACGCACCAACACUUGUAUCGGUGUAAACCAUCGAAAUGUUUGUGCAAACCUGUGGUGUACAAAUGGGGUAUAUUUUUUGGUGUAAGUGUAGCAUGGUUCUUAAUUUAGAUAUGACUUAAUAAAAUGCCUUCGGCUAG